CCCCUUUGGACACGCGUGGUUACUUUUUUAAUUUGGCCGCGUACUGUCGUUACUUUAAUUCUCACAAAUCUCCAAUAUAUACCACCCUCCAGUUUCACUUGUUCAGUACACAGAAAAACACAGCGAAACCACUCUUCUUCUAUCAUGGAAAAACACACCGACUGUAUUUGGAUUUGGCUUCUGGCUUCCAAAUGCAGCACUUUCUCAUCCCAAAACGCCAUUUUCGUUUCUCUUUUUCUUUGCAUGGUUUGGUUAGUCAUGGCACUCUGCUUCUGGACACACCCUGGAGGUCAAGCCUGGGGUAAGUAUUAUUGGCGCAAGAGGGGAGCCAGAGGAACCAAGCCCAUCCCAGGACCACGAGGCCUCCCGGUCAUUGGAAGCAUGAACCUCAUGGUCAAACUGGCUCACCGCAAGCUCGCUGCAUCUGCCAAGUCCUUUGAUGCUAAGAGGCUUAUGGCUUUUAGCCUAGGCGACACUCGGUUCGUCAUCACAUGCAACCCUGAUGUAGCAAAAGAGAUUCUGAACAGCUCCGUCUUCGCCGAUCGUCCCAUGAACGAGUCUGCUUAUAAUCUCAUGUUCAACAGAGCCAUCGGGUUUGCUCCUUACGGAGUUCACUGGCGAACACUAAGAAGAAUCGCCGCAACCCAUCUGUUCUGUCCGAAACAAAUCAGCUCCACCGAGGAGCAGCGGUUCCAUAUCGCCACUCAAAUGGUUUCACAGGUUUCAUGUCAUGGCGGAGAAACGUUCCCUGUGCGGAAUAUUGUCAACCGGGCUUCUCUCAAUCACAUGAUGAGCACUGUUUUUGGUCGGAAAUAUGAACUGAGUUCCUCAAACAACGAAACUGAAGAACUGAUCCAGCUGGUUAAGGAAGGAUAUGACUUACUUGGAAAGCUUAAUUUGUCUGAUCAUCUUGCAUGGUUAUCCGGUCUAGACCUUCAAAGCAUCCGGCUCAGAUGCUCAAAAUUGGUCCCUAAAGUGAACCGGUUCGUCAAUAAAAUCAUUCAAGAACAUAGAAUUCAAUCCGGGGAGAAAAGAAACCGUGAUUUCGUGGAUGUUUUACUCUCUCUCAGUGAACCAGACAGACUAUCAGACCAGGAUAUUGUUGCCGUUCUUUGGGAGAUGAUAUUUAGAGGAACAGAUGCAGUGGCGGUUUUGAUAGAAUGGAUACUAGCCAGAAUGGUACUCCAUCCCGACAUCCAAUCAAAGUUACACCAUGAGCUUGAUCAAGUUGUCGGAAGAUCACGACCAUUGAGGGAAUCGGACGUCCAGAAAAUGGUGUACCUGCCGGCGGUGGUGAAGGAGGUUCUGAGAAUGCACCCACCGGGCCCGCUUCUGUCAUGGGCCCGUUUAUCAAUCACAGACACCACCGUGGAUGGCUACCACGUACCUGCGGGGACCACAGCCAUGGUUAACAUGUGGGCCAUAACCAGGGACCCUGAAGUUUGGGUAGACCCACUAAAGUUUAUGCCAGAGAGGUUUGUGAGGAAGGAUGGUGCUGACGUGGAGUUUUCGGUUUUGGGAUCGGACCUGAGGCUGGCACCAUUUGGGUCGGGUCGGAGGGGUUGCCCGGGAAAGGAAUUGGGUUUGGCAAACGUGACCUUUUGGGUCGGGUCGUUGCUGCACGAGUUUGAAUGGAUGCAACCGGAUCUUGAUAACCCGGUUGAUCUCUCUGAAGUGCUGAGGGUCUCUUGUGAAAUGGCAAAACCUCUCAAGGUUAAAGCACGCCCCAGGCGAGGAUGAAGAACCAAAGGAAGCCAAGGUCAAACAAAAGCUACGUGUGAAAUAGAUUACUCUCACAUGCUUAAUAUUAUGCAAAUAAAAACCAUAUAACAGGUUUCGUUUGAGAACGUUAUAUGGUAUUGUGACUAUAAUUAUGAUUGUAUUGUGACAUAUUAUCACUAAAUGCUAUUAAUAGCAUUUGAAUAAUUAUGUAUUAGAAGUGUUGUGGUGUGGUGUAACAAGUUUUAAUGUUUGAUAAUUAUAAACAAAAUUAUUAUAA
This is a messenger RNA of Rubroshorea leprosula, 1999 nucleotides long. The record is from the annotation of a GenBank genome assembly. NCBI's taxonomy places the organism in Eukaryota, Viridiplantae, Streptophyta, Magnoliopsida, Malvales, Dipterocarpaceae.